Fragaria vesca subsp. vesca is the source of this 4470-nucleotide messenger RNA. RefSeq names its product G-type lectin S-receptor-like serine/threonine-protein kinase At4g03230-like. The record is from RefSeq and is a predicted model, not a curated record. Gene Ontology annotation, molecular function: protein kinase activity; ATP binding. The coding region runs from base 1 to 4470 and encodes 1489 amino acids. The transcript is spliced from 19 exons. Gene Ontology annotation, biological process: protein phosphorylation. Lineage: Eukaryota; Viridiplantae; Streptophyta; Magnoliopsida; Rosales; Rosaceae.
AUGACCCAGGUCACCACUUUCUAUUACCCGAGCCUUCCCAUCCAUGUCAGCCCAAGCCCACAUAUUCUGAUGACGCCAGCACUGGAAAGGAUGGAAAACCAGAACAGAAGCCUGAUAGUCAAGUUCAAAGUUGGAACUGCACAAACAACACAAUCUGCAGAUGAUCAACCAGAAGCUUUGGCUGUGAUACAUGAUGAACAACCACUGAAUCACGUAUCUCCAGUAAUCGACUAUGAGGACUUGCCACUCACAGAUGAUGACAUCUGUAAUUUAGAUAAGAUAGUUGAGUCCCAAGCUGCAUCCGUCCGACAAUCAGCAACAGAAAAGGACAAUGACGUCUCUGCGACAGUUCAGUCCCAAGUUUCAUCGACCGAACAAACAGCAACAAGAAAGGAUAAAGAGAUGAAUACUUAUUCCAAGAAGAGGAAAGCAAUGGAUCCGAUGUCGAUAGAAAGAAAUGUGAAGCUGAACCCUAGAAACGCCAAGAAAACAAAGGAUCCUGACUGGGAGUACGGCACUCCAAAAGACAUUCAAGUCCACAAAAAAAUUAUAAUCAAGAAUCUGAAGUGUGACAACAGUACAUGGGAUUCACUGGGCGAUGAUUUGAAAAUGCACUACAAACAAUGGUUUGAAGCCCGCCCGAACAAAAAGGAAGAUGAAGCGUACUGGACAUGUCCUGAAGGCUGGCACUGUUUAUCAAAGAGUGACUUGAAAAGGAUCAUCGAACACUCAGACAUAUUGUCGAGUAGCCUGCAAGUGUACAUGAGGUUGUUGAAGGAAAGGGCAGAAGCUGCCAAACUUCCUGUUGGAUUCAUGAACAUCGAGGUUGUGAAGGAUGUCAUAGAGCAUGAAACAAUGUUGGAACUGCACAAGCUAAGUGGAGGAACAACUGGAGACUUCAAAAGUGGUUAUGAACUCGGUACAGAGGAAAACUUCUAUAACCCACUUUGGACCCUGUUUGGAAAGCAGAUGGUCUUCAUUCCGUUACAUCACGGGACCAGCCUGCACUACACUUUGCUGCUGAUUGACAACAUCAACAAACGCUUUUAUCACAUGAACUCUUCGCUGCCAACACCGUACAAAGAAAAAGACAACUUUCACUUCAAAAAUGCAAAAGCAGUGGUGAAGCACAUCAAGGAGUUCAUCAAACGUAUACACUAUACAACUCUGUUUUCUUUGAGCCAAGACCUUGACCAGAAUGAAUACAGGGAAGAUUAUGCGAUUGAUUACGCACCCGAGGACAGUCAAGGCAGAAAACAUAGCAACAUAGUGAAAAUGACUGACGAUGAAAAGGUGACCAGACGGUCUGAUUGUGGUCCAUUUGUUCUACAUUAUAUGGAGUCAAUGUGUGCUGGGUUGGAUACAAACCAAGAAGGCGGCAACCAAAUGAGGAAGAAGAUUGUCUCGGAUAGCUCAGUAAAAUAUAGGGUCUGGUUGAAUCCUACAGGGACAAUUGAAAUGCUGCUGUGGCAGGGUCCUAGUAAAACUUGGUUGGAUCUGGGGCGUUUACCUUCUGAUAACUGUGAUUUUUAUGCUCAUUGCGGUCCUAAUAGUGCCUUUCGCAGAGGUGCAUCCCUGCCAUCAUCGCCAUGCAAGUGUUUGACUGGUUUUAAAGUCAAGUUUCCGAACCAAUCGGCGAUGGGGGACUGGCCUAAGGGUGUUUCUGUUAAUUCCACGAAGCGGACCCUUGCAAUUGCAAUAGUCUCUGCAGCAGUUGGAUUGCUUACAAUAACUUUUGGCUACUUCUUAUGGAAGAAAAAAUUGGGGAGGAUAGCAAGAAGAGUGAGUGAGAAUAUAAGUAAGGUUAGGGCAGGAGGUGGGAAGAAUGAUACAGAACUACCACUCUUCAGUCUAAGGAGUAUAUUAGCUGCUACAAACAACUUCUCUGAAGGUAAUAAACUUGGAGAGGGAGGAUUUGGCCCUGUUUAUAAGAAGUCCGGGCAAGGGCAUCAUGAGUUCAUGAAUGAGUUGAAACUUAUAGCCAAACUCCAGCACACCAACCUUGCUCGGCUCCUGGGUUGCUGUAUGGAAGAAGAUGAAUUGAUAUUGAUCUACGAGUACAUGCCUAAUCGAAGUUUGGACAAAUUUCUGUUUGACAAAUUAGUAGCAGGACAAUAUAUCACUGGUAAUCAAACUUUGGUUUCUUCCCUUGGGACAUUUUCAUUAGGCUUCUUCAAUCCUGAGAAUUCUAGUAAAUACUUCCUUGGUAUACGAUUCAACACCUUCCCAGACACUGCGUUAGUAUGGAUUGCUAACAGAGAAUCUCCGCUUGAUUCUCCGGGUCUGUUUAUGCUCAGCGGCGAUGGAAACCUUGUAGUGUUGGAUCAGACUGAAAAUAUUGUCUGGUCAACUAAUGCAUCACUAUCUGCUUCUGCAAUGAAUCACACAACUGGAUUACUAGCAGAUACGGGAAACCUUGUUCUUAGCUUUGGAGAAGUCACCUUGUGGCAGAGCUUCAAUCAUCCCUCUGAUACUUUGUUGCCAGACAUGAAGAUUAGCUUGAACAAAAAGACUGGCCAACGAACUGGCCUUACAUCCUGGGCAGCGCUUGAUGAUCCACAACUUGGAAACUUCACCUACGGCAUUGAUAGUCAAGUACCACUUCAGAGCUUUAUCUGGAAGGAAACUCUUCCGUAUUUUAGAAGUUCUGUGUUCGUUGGCAAGGAUACAAGAACAGUCUUUCAAAUUCCAGGUGGAACCGCGAUUUUCUUUUCAUACAACACUGAUGCUGAUGAGGUUUAUGGUGUUUUCAGUGUCUCGAAUAGCUCGGUGAAAUUCAGGGUCUGGUUGAGUCCUACAGGGCAACUUAAACAGCUGCUGUGGCAGGGUUCUAGUAAAACUUGGUUGGAACUUGAGACUUUACCUUCUGAUAACUGUGAUUUUUAUGCUCAUUGCGGUCCCAAUAGUGCGUGUAGUAGAGGUGAUUCCCUGCUGUCGUCAACACCAUGCAAGUGUUUGACUGAUUUUAAAGCCAAGUUUCCGAACCAAUCGGUGGAGGGGGAUUGGUCCGGGGGCUGCAUUAGGGAAAAGGUGUUGGCAUGUGGUAAUGGCAUACAGGAUAACUUUUCAAGGCUUGAAAACGUGAAACUGCCGGAUCAUUCUGUUGUGUUAAACAAUAAGACUUAUAAGAGUAUGAGCGAGUGUGAGUCGGAAUGUCAGCAGAGCUGUUCUUGCACAGCUUAUGCUUAUGUAAAUGGGACAGAUGGAAGCACUGGGAAAUGUUUAGCAUGGUUUGGCGAAUUACAGGAUCUAGUAGAGACUAAAAUUAUUGCUGCAAAUGAUAUUCGUAUUCGUGUUCACGGGUCUGAAUUAGGCAAAAAGGGUGUUUCUGUUAAUUCCUUAAAGAGGACCCUUGUAAUUGCAAUAGUCUCUGCUGCAGUUGGACUGCUUACAAUAACUUCUGGCUAUUUCUUAUGGAAGAAAAAAUUGGGGAGGAUAACAAGAACAGUAAGUGAGAAUUUAGGUGGGAAGAAUGAUACAGAACUACCACUCUUCAGUUUAAGGAGUAUAUUAGCUGCCACAAACAACUUCUCUGAAGACAAUAAACUUGGGGAGGGAGGAUUUGGCCCUGUUUAUAAGGGAAUUUUGCCGGGAAAUCAAGAAGUGGCCGUAAAGAGGCUAUCAAAGAAGUCUGGGCAAGGGCAUCAUGAGUUCAUGAAUGAGUUGAAACUUAUAGCCAAACUCCAGCAUACCAACCUUGCUCAUCUCAUGGGUUGCUGCACGGAAGGAGAUGAACUGAUAUUGAUCUACGAGUACAUGCCUAAUCGAAGUUUGGACAAAUUUUUGUUUGAUCCUUUUGAAAAGACAAAGUUGGACUGGGCUACACGGUUUCGAAUUAUACAAGGUAUUGCUCAAGGAGUACUAUAUAUCCACAAAUACUCUAGGUUGAAAAUCAUCCAUAGAGAUUUAAAAGCAAGUAAUGUUCUGUUGGAUGGAAUGAUGAAUCCCAAAGUGUCUGACUUUGGAAUGGCGAGGAUUUUUGAUAUAAAUCAAAUUGAAGCAAAUACCAACAAGGUUGUUGGGACAUACGGCUACAUGUCACCUGAAUAUGCAGUAUAUGGUCAUUUUUCUGGGAAAUUGGAUGUGUUCAGUUUUGGAGUACUAUUGUUAGAGAUUGUAAGCGGAAAGAAGAAUGCUUUGUUUUAUUCUUGCGAAAAUUCACAAACGCUAGCUCAAUGGAUAUGGCAACUAUGGAAAGAAGGUAGAGGAGUGGAGGUAAUUGACGCAUCAGUAAGGGAAACUUGCCGGAUUCAUGAAGCUUUGAGGUGCAUCCAUGUCGGGCUUUUGUGUGUUCAAGAAGCUCCAGCUGAUCGACCGACAAUGUCUUUAGUGAUUCAUAUGCUCGAGGCUGAAGAAGCUACCUCACUUCCACCCUCCAAAGAACCUGCGUUUUCAACAAGUAGGAAUUCAAGUUCUGUUACCACUUAUUCCAAAAAUGGAGUCACUAUUACUUUGCCAGAACCUCGAUAG